UAAAUAACCUAAGAACGAUUGAAGUACAGGUUCUCAAGAGGAUCAAUAGGAACCUGUCAGCGUUUUGGCAAGAGAAGUACUUUGGUGGGGGCUAAUGGUGCUCCUGUUACCUCUCAUCGCUGUAUUGAUGGUGAAGUUCACGCAUGCUCGCUGAUUGCUACAGGCUUCACCACCUAGUCUCCAAUGCAGGCUGAUUCAUGUGUGGGCUCACUGAAAGAAGAGAGACUGAGAAACAGGAGGAAAGGAGGGACUCACUCUCUGAGAUAUUUCCGCCUGGGUCUUUCGGAUCCUAGCCAUGGCGUCCCUGAAUUUGUCUCAGUCGGGUAUGUGGACUCGUACCCUAUCACCUCAUAUGACAGUGUCACUAGACGGAAAGAGCCUCGGGCCCCAUGGAUGGUGGAAAACCUGACACCUGAUCACUGGGACAGGUACACUCAGCUGCUGAGAGGCUGGCAACAGAGGUUCAAGGAGGAGCUGAGGCACCUGCAGAGACACUACAAUCACUCAGGGUUUCACACUUACCAGAGAAUGAUUGGCUGUGAGUUGCUGGAGGAUGGAAGCACCACAGGAUUUCUCCAAUAUGCAUAUGAUGGACAGGAUUUUAUCGUCUUUAAUAAAGACACCCUUUCCUGGGUGGCUGUAGAUAAUGUGGCUCAUAUCACCAAGCGGGCAUGGGAGGCCAAUCAACAUGAGUUACAAUAUCAGAAGAACUGGCUGGAAAAAGAAUGCAUUGCCUGGCUGAAGAGAUUCCUGGAAUAUGGAAAAGAUACCCUACAAAGAACAGAACCUCCAUUGGUCAGAACAAAUCUCCAAGAAACUCUUCCAGGGAUUACAACUCUCUUCUGCAGAGCUCAUGGAUUUUACCCCCCAGAAAUUUCCAUGAUGUGGAUGAAAAACGGGGAAGAAAUUGUCCAAGAAGUGGAUUACGGAGACAUCCUUCCCAGUGGGGAUGGAACCUAUCAGACAUGGGUGUCUCUUGAGCUGGAUCCUCAGAGCAGCGACAUUUACUCCUGUCAGGUGGAGCACUGUGGCCUCCAGAUGGUUAUUCAGGCCCCUCAGGAAUGGAAAAUCAUUCUUCUGGUGACAAGAGUUGUCCCUGUGGCAAUAGGGCUCGCCAUCGUCCUGGCUGGAGUUGGCAUUUUGGCCUGGAGAAGAAGGCGUGGAGAGAAAAAUAGAGUUUUCUACCAUCCUACAUCAUCAGAUCAAUGAUUGUAAUUCUCCUUCCCAGGAACUAUGGUGUAUUUGUUGAUCAGCUUUCUCCUUGGUAGAACAAAAGGAAGGAAGAGAGGUUUAUUUUGGCUCAGAGCUUCAGUCCAUGGUUGUCAGGCUGCAGGGAAGAAACAUCACAACAAAGGGUAUGGCACAGGAAAGAUGUUUGACUCAUGGCAUCUGGGAAGCAGAGAGCAAGGGGCCAGGGACUAGAUGUGGUCCCCAUGGUCGCACCCCCAUGACCCACUCUGGUAUAGCAAGAAGUGUGCUUUAUUAAUCUCCUAGGGAUCUCUCAACCCUAUCUAACUAUCACACAUGGUUUCCUCUGUCCCUCAUGCACUUAAGGCCAGUGAUUGAAACUCUUGACCACACCCACAGCAUGCUUGGGUAUUGUAGGAUUCAGCAUGUAUGGCAGAAAUGUAGAAACCACUAAAUUUUCUUUGUUGUUUGUGCCACCUGUUUCAGGAUUUUUUGAUGAACUCCUUUAUCAUAUUUUGCUUUAAAUACAACUUGUCUUAUGACACAAAAAUUCCCUACAUCUUAUUUCUCAAUGAUGUUUUAUGAGUAGAUUAGAAAAUUUCAGCCAAGCCUCUUCUUGGACAAUGAGUGAAGAGUACUUUCGCAUAUUACACAAUGACCUUUCUUGUUUAUCUCCUUUCAUGAGAAUGUUUAUGCAAGAGCUUUGAAUAUCUUGGGUACUGUGACUAUGACCCUAUGGAUCAGGUUAGACUGCCAUGAGGGCAGCCAGCAAGUUUCUACAACAGCCUGUGAAUGGCUUGAUUAUUUUACACAUAUUCUGGCCUGGGAGAAAGCAAAAGUGACACUGUCUGGUAUCUUGGAAUAUUGGAAGUACAUCUUAUAGGUAUCAGACACACUGUCACAUCCAGUGGAAGUGUAGCGACCUGAACCAGACUGUAAUAUUUGAACGUAAAUAUGAUAGUAUGCAUCAGGCAUAGUGGUGCAUGCUUUUAAUCCCAGGACUCUGAGAAGCUGAGACAGGAGGAUCACAAAUUAGAAUGAUACCUUGCCUGAGAAUAAAACACUUCAAAGAUCUGGGGAUGUAGUUCAGAGUGAAGGCCCUGUGUUUAAUCCCUAGUAACUCCCCCACAUAGUGUUUAUGCUUCAGAAGAUGAUUAAAUUGUGCGCGCACGCGCGCAUGUGUGUGUGUGUGUGUGUGUGUGUGUUGAGGAUGGAACUCAGGGCCUCAGGCAUGUUAGGCAAACUGUCUACAACUGAGCUAUAACCCUGCCACCCCAGAAAGUUCAAUUCUAAUUUCUGCCUUCUCUAUGCUGUCUUAUUGUAGGUAGGCCUGACUCACCUUCAUACCUAUGCUUCCUAUUCAUACAUAUAUACUGAGAAAAAAAUUAAAAUUCCACUUGAGAAUUAACAUCCCAUCACUUUUCUUUACCCUCCACAACCCCUAAAGUCUUCACCUCCUAUCCUGCUGUUUGUAGCUACUCACCCUAGAGUUGUUAGUCACACAUUCAUCUGUCCUAUUUCUCUGAUCCUGUUUGACUGCACAUGUCAGUCUUGAUACUUACUUUAGUGCCCCCAACUGGCUUUGAAUAUGUAACUCAGGCUCGACCCCUGCUCUCUCUUGACUUUGACUGUGAUUUUAAUAAUCACACCCACAGAUCAAAACCCUGUCGGUGUGCAAGCCUCUAAGAACCCACCUGCCAGGCUCAUGCUCUGCUUCACCAUCCCCAGCUAAUUCCAUGGAUUAAGCCCCCACGGGACAUCCCUUUUUGCCAGGGCCUAUUGGUUGCAUAGGAACACAGUCGUGUUUGGUCUGCUUUUAGGGUUGACAUGGACAAAUUCUAUACCAUCUUUUAAGCAGUGCUGCACUGUGAAGAAAAUAUAUGCAGUUUAUUUCUGGAAUGGUUUCUUCUGACAAUCAGAAUAGUUGGGCUGUAAUAUAUUUUUGAUAGGUUCUUAAAAUGAUACAAGGGGCUAUAGCUAUGUAGAUGUCUUGAUCCUCCAACUGCAUGGUACUCUCAUCAAAGGCAGGUUGGACAAAAGUCUCUUUGUGUUUCCAGAGCCUUAUCCAAUCAAUUUCCAAAUGGAUGAAGAAAAGGAAGCAAAAAUGAUGGAUUGUGUAUGAUGAAGAAUAUGGUGAAUGGCAAUUUAAUAUUAUUACUAUAAAAGACACAUGGCCAUUACUCCCCACAAAAUAUUCCCCCCUGCUUUGAAUACACUUAUCCUAUCAUUUUUGCCACUUUCAGAAGUCCUCUAUUGUAUCUUUAGGUAUGUUAUCAUAACUGCCUUGAUGUCCUGAAUCGAUUUAAAAUGGACCUUUCAUGGUCUUUUUGAUUUUGGGGAAGAGCCAGAAGUUACACGGUGACCAAUCCAGUUAAUAAGGCAGAUGAGGAUGUUUCAUGUUUUUAUUUUACAAAAAUUGCUGUAAGGGCUGGGGGUUUAG
Messenger RNA from Fukomys damarensis (Damara mole-rat), 3628 nucleotides. Its product is annotated as major histocompatibility complex class I-related gene protein. The record is from RefSeq and is a predicted model, not a curated record. Bases 184 to 1209 code for a protein of 341 amino acids. Gene Ontology annotation, cellular component: external side of plasma membrane. NCBI's taxonomy places the organism in Eukaryota, Metazoa, Chordata, Mammalia, Rodentia, Bathyergidae. The transcript is spliced from 7 exons. Gene Ontology annotation, biological process: immune response.